This is a messenger RNA of Candoia aspera, 3182 nucleotides long. It is a transcript of the gene VAMP1, whose product is annotated as vesicle associated membrane protein 1. Gene Ontology annotation, biological process: SNARE complex assembly; vesicle fusion; vesicle-mediated transport. The record is from RefSeq and is a predicted model, not a curated record. Lineage: Eukaryota; Metazoa; Chordata; Lepidosauria; Squamata; Candoiidae. Gene Ontology annotation, cellular component: SNARE complex; plasma membrane. Bases 131 to 490 code for a protein of 119 amino acids. The transcript is spliced from 5 exons. Gene Ontology annotation, molecular function: SNAP receptor activity; syntaxin binding.
GUCAUCUUCGAUCGCUUCUGUUGGGGACCCUCUAGCGUGGUUGUUCCCACCGGCGGGCCAUUGACCCCCGCGCUGCUUCGUGCGUUUCCUCCUGAAAGGAAGAUCAGGGCUCCUAGAGCCGAGGGCGGCCAUGUCUGAUCCAGCUCAGCAAGCAGCCCCAGGUGCGGGACAGGAAGGGGGUGAAAAUGCUGGGGGCCCCCCUGGACCGUCAAAUUUGUCCAGUAAUUGGCGCCUGCAGCAGACUCAAGCGCAGGUGGAAGAAGUGGUGGAUAUUAUGCGUGUGAAUGUGGAUAAAGUUUUGGAGCGAGAUCAGAAACUCUCAGAAUUAGACGAACGAGCAGAUGCCCUGCAAGCUGGUGCCCAAGUAUUUGAAAGUAGCGCAGCAGCGCUCAAGAGGAAAUACUGGUGGAAGAACUGUAAGAUGAUGAUCAUGCUGGGAGUGAUCUGUGCCAUUGUGGUCAUUGCAAUUGCACUUUACUUUUUUACCUGAGAAUGUGGUCCCCUCCCCUUUUCCCCACCCCAGUCUGCAGCCUUCUUACCCCAUUUCCCUUUCCAAACCCAAUUCUUCUUUCUCUUUCCUUUCUCUCUUCAUUCUGGCUUUGUCAUCUAUUUUCUGUUAGUUUUGUUUGCUUCCAUUCAAGACUGUAAUGCACUGUUUCCAGAUAUGAGUUGACCCCCUUCACAGCUGCUGCAGCCUGAGUGGACGAGCUUGUUUUUGGAGGGUGGCAAUGGGCCUAGUGGAGGAACUGUGGAAGUUUGAUGUACUCUACUGAUUAUACCUGGGGUUUCACUCGCAAUCUGAGAUGCCUUGUAUGUCACUCAGUUCUCCUGUGACUCUAUAGGAAAGUAUUUCCUUUGGCCAUGGACAGUAUUAUUGAAAACUCCACCAGAAUAGAGAGGAGAAAAGUUGCAUCCCAUUACAGUAGUGAUUCUGGCAUUGUGCCAUGCCACCAGAAUUGAUUGAGUCUUUUGUUAGACUCGAAUAUAAGCUCCUGUUGAUGUUCAGAUGACAAAAGUUCUGAUCUUAUGGUGACUGACAGCCAUCUUUACUAUACUGAAGUAAUAUUUCACCUCUUGGAUGUUGUAGGAAGUUGUUGGUUUGAUUCAUUAUCCUUGGCUCCAAGAACAAGUAUGCCUUUCAUCUCACCUCUAAUUCUGACAGUAUUGGGAAUAAUGUCAAAGGCUAGGUGGCUUGUUUGACCAAAGUAAUAGAUGAUGGAGGGUACCACUGAGUUGGAAAGCCCCAUAUUGCUUGGCCCUUAGUAGAAUAGCAAGUGUAGGAGCUAUAUCUUGGGAACCUCUGUAGUGUAUUUUGAAGGGUUUCCUUCUAAAAGCAAUGUGCUGUAAAAUGAGGACCCUGAAUUUUUCUGGCUUCAUGAGUUGGAAACAGCAACGCGGAGUGCCAGUGAUUCUGGGAGACUGCAUGAGUGUUUAUUCUGAUGUGCUAUUUCUCACCAGAUGUAGUUUUAGGUCAUCCCUUGAUGAUACUUGUCAGAAUAUACAGUGACAUGCAUAUGUGAACCCAUGUUCCUUUGCCCCCUAACAGCCUGUUGGAUAAGUUGUAUGACUCCAGGGUGAAAGGAGCUCAGAGAGUGGUGAACAUGAGUUUAAAGAUGCUGAAGAGUGGUAGUUUUCUUCUGAUUCCAGUCUAAGGACUGAUAGAGCUAUGAGGCACAGUUUGGUAAGAGGCCUUGUUAUGGUGCCAGUUAGGGCUUGACCAGAGAAUAUUGUUGAGAGGGCCCAGAAGCUGUAAUGCUCUGACAGGACUUACCAGCUGGUGGCCACUGGGCUUAAUUUACUUUAACCUCAGAACAGUUUUAUCUGGCCCCUAAACUUUUGUUCUGGCUGUGCUAGGAGUAACCCUACUCUCGCCAUAGCAUGCUGCAAAGGUGCUGAUUUUUUGCAUGUUCACUGCCAUGCACCAGCAUUUCAUUUGCAGAGUCCAUCUCUUUGCGAAUCCCCAUCUUGUUUCCCCUUUGGGGGAUGAUGGAGGAGAACAGGAAUGGAGCUCCCAUCUUCUUUGGACAAUUCUCUUCCUAUUUCGGUGGGACUGUGUUGAUGGAAGUGCAACACCUGAAGAGGAGCCGGGGCGCAAGGUGUGAUGCUGCUGUCAGUAUGAGAGGAAGCACAGUAAGGUGUACAGCCCCUUCUUGAUUUCUUCUGGACAAGACCUUGGUUUAAUCUGCUGCCAUAUUUUUUUUUUGAGAGAAGGCCACUAGGCUGCUUUCUUCUGCUUUUCUUGUCUGUUUUCAUGGAUGUUGUAUGUUGUGCCUUUUCCCUUUCUAUCUCCUCACUGCUCCAUCUCUAUGCAUGGGCAAAAAGUACACCCAUUUCCCUAGGCCCUGUUUGCCUAAACCAAGGGACUACUUUCUCUAUGCACAGGACUUCAGCCGCUUUCUCACACACCUGUGGUUUGUCCUUGUGAGGAAUGCAGCCAUAAUGUUCUCCUGGCAUGUGUAACCAUCUAUUCUUAACGAUCGCUGCUAACAAAUACUUCUUGACCCACUAAAAUGAGUUGGGUUCGUUUGCCUGGGUACUAGAGGAAACAGGAUUCUGCUUGCAGGUGGUAAGGCAGAAGAAUUUAGACUGACAUAAGAGUACUAAAAAUGGUAUUGCCUGAAUAUAUAUAAUCUGAUAUGCGAGAGAUCGCAAGUGGCCAACAUGGCAUCUAGAUAGACAGAUACAGGAAUGCUGGCAAGCUUGAUUUUCACCCAUGUGGAUGCUUGUUCUUUGCUGCAUAAAGCAGGGCUCCAUUGUGACUCAGUAGAUGGUAUGUACAAAGGCACCAUGGGACGUUGUACUGAAUAUCAAGUAGAUGAGUAGCAUUUGUGCUUGAUUUGGACUUGAUAUGGUGUGGCCUUGUAGAGUUUUGGAGAAUCAGCUUCAAUUAACAGCAGUGGAAGGCAAGAUAUUUGGAAGAAUCCUGGGCGAGGGAAGCCUUUGACUAGGGCUUAAAAAUAUCCUUUUUUUUUUUUUUUUUGGCUUAACCUGCCUCUCCUGUUGGUCCCUCAUUAUACUGGCAUAAUGCAUUUUCUGUUUCUUUUGCAUAAACAAAUUUAGCAAAAUAACUGUUACAAGCAGAAUAAACUAUGUCAAAGAGAACAAAAUGCUAACAGUGUAAUAUUCCUAAUUAGUUUCAGUGUGGAAAUAAAUGGUAUAAAGCUAACCUCUUGGAUACAGUG